Molecule: messenger RNA, 2259 nt
Organism: Schistocerca gregaria
Lineage: Eukaryota; Metazoa; Arthropoda; Insecta; Orthoptera; Acrididae
Product: zinc finger protein 492-like
Exons: 7
Coding region: 91-2253 (720 amino acids)
Biological process (GO): regulation of transcription by RNA polymerase II
Molecular function (GO): RNA polymerase II cis-regulatory region sequence-specific DNA binding; DNA-binding transcription factor activity
Source: RefSeq, a predicted model, not a curated record
CUACGAGGUAAUUUCCUCAUAUACUUCGUGGCUAACGAGAAAAGGCGGACAGUGAAAUUCAAAGGUUGUCCAUACUGUAGAACUGAAGCGAUGGACCAGGAGCCAACUAAGUGGAUAAAAAAAGAGGAAACUGAUGAAGUACAAACUGACUUACACUUCAUAGCCCAAGAUUAUCCAUGCAGCAUGAAUGUAAAAGAAGAGUUGGAGGAGGGUGUGAAUAAAGAGUUUCUUGAAGACCCAUUAAAGGCUGGGGCCCAUCUUGUUCGCUUGAAGCAAGACCCCGAACUGAAACACUGUGCUGCUGGAUCUGAGCAUAAUUCUGUUGAAGAUCCAUUGGGAAUAUCUUUGUCCACUGAUUUUAUCAAGGAGGAUCCUGAAUUAAAUAUAACUGAGAAUACUAUGGAAACCUCAACAAGAUAUGCAUCUGAUAGUGCAAGAUUUACUCAGACUGCUGGUGGGAGUUGCAGCAUAUCAUGUGAAGAAACUUGUCACCAUAGACUGGUCCAGGAUGAGUUGGUGAUAGACACGGAGAAGUCAACACAUGGGUUCAGUACCAAUACAGAAGAUGUGGCCAUUGAUAAGGAAUGCUCAGUUGCCACCCGAUAUGACUGUAGUACGAGGGAAAAGAAAUUAGAUGUAUAUAGCUGUAAUUUCUGCCAACAGAGCUUUUCUUCAAAAUACAGACUCAUAAUGCAUGUGUUCAUGCACAUGGAUGGAAUGCAACCACCUUCGUAUGUUUGUAAGCGGUGUGGUGAGGUAUUUCACAGUGAUGUUAGCUUGAAAAAACAUAUGAGAAUGAGUGAGUAUUGUCAAGUUUUAAGUGCUGACAGUCAUGAAAAAUAUGGACAUAGUGAUGAGCAUCAAACCACUACCUUGUUGGAUAGCGAGUUAGAAGUUUCUGUCACAGAACACAAUGAGCAGUCUUCGUGUAAGGAAGCUUGGAAAGAUUCAAAAAAGCCCUCUAAUGACAUAUGUAACACACAUAUGACAAAUGAUAGAGAGAAAACAAGUAAUUAUGGAACUUUGUCUAUAGCUGUUAAUGUCAGUACCCAGGCUGAUCUACUUACUGCAAACAGAACCGACAGAUGUGGUAUUUGUGGCAAAUUGUUUGCUAGGUCAGGUGAUCUCGAGAGACAUGUUUCCAUUCAUACUGGGAAAAGACUUCACAAAUGUGAUAUUUGUGAGAAGUGGUUUCCCCAGUCACUUUAUUUAAAGGCUCACACAUUAAUUCACACCGGAAAGAAACCUCACAAAUGUGAGAUUUGUGGGAAAUCUUUUACAGUGUCAGGUGAUCUCAAGAAUCACUAUUUAAUUCACACUGGAAACAAACCGCACAAAUGUGAGAUUUGUGGGAAAUCUUUUGCUAGGGCAGAUAAUCUCAAGACACAUACAUUAAUUCACACUGGAAAUGAAACUCACAAAUGUGAGAUUUGUGGGAAAUCUUUUACUAUGUCAGUGUAUCUUUACAAACACACAUUAAUUCACACUGGAAAGAAACCGCACACAUGUGAUAUUUGUGGGAAAUGUUUCACUGUGUCAGGCUAUCUCAAGAAACACGUAGUAAUUCACGCUGAAAAGCUACCGCACAAAUGUGAGGUUUGUGGGAAAUCUUUUGCUAGGGCAGAUCAUCACAAGUUACAUAUGUUAACUCACACUGGAAAGAAACCUCACAAAUGUGAGAUUUGUGGGAAAUCUUUUACUAUAUUAGGCAAUCGUAACAAACAUUUACUAAUUCACGCUGGAGAGAAACCUCACAAAUGUCAGAUGUGUGGGAAAGCUUUUGCGUUUUCAAGGUAUCUGAAGGAACACACAUUAAUUCACACUGGAAAGAAACCAUACAAAUGUGAGAUUUGUGGGAAAUCUUUUGCUAGGGCAAAUUAUCUCAAGAUACACACAUUAAUUCACACUGGAAAUAAACCUCACAAAUGUGACAUUUGUGGGAAAUCUUUUGCAAGGGCAAGGCAUCGCAAGAUACACAAAUUAAUUCACACUGGAAAUAAACCUCACAAAUGUGAGAUUUGUGAGAAGUCUUUUACCAUAUCAGCCAAUCUUAACAGACAUUUAUUAAUUCACACUGGAGAGAAACCUCACAAAUGUGAGAUUUGUGGGAAAUCUUUUACUAUGUUAGGUGAUCUCAAGAAACACGUAUUAAUUCACACUGGAAAGAAACCGCACAAAUGUGAGAUUUGUGGGAAAUCUUUUACUGUGCUACAUAAUCUCAAGAAACACUCAUUAAUUCACAGUGGAAAGUAACCUCAC